AUGACAUCAUCAACAUCAACAUAUGGGUCGGACUCAAGCAAUGAAUCAAAGCUCAUGGCCUAUAUUACCUCUCUUAUACUCAUGGCAAGCGGCUUCUUCAACAAAAGCCCAUAUUUACGCAAAAUGACAACAAAACCCAAGACCCACUUAUCCACACCAGUCUCCAACUACAUCUCACAAUCUGAAACCAUGAAAGCCCAUGUUGCAGUCCUUCCAAGUCCAGGCAUGGGCCCCAUCAUCCCUUUACUCGAGCUAGCUAAACAACUUGUCGUCCGCCAUGGCAUCCAUGUCAGCCUCCUCAACAUCACCACCGAGGCUUCUGCAGCUCAAAACCAACUACUCCACUCACCAACUCUCCCUCCAAACCUCAAAGUUAUCGACCUCCCACUUGUUGAUAUUUCAGCACUGGUCACAGAAGACGCUGGGAUUGUCACUCGGCUUUGUAUCAACGUACAGGAGAGCCUCAAGCCACUGAAGUCGGUCCUCAUUGAGUUGGGCAAGCCACAAGCUCUAAUCAUUGAGUUGUUUUGGACACAAGCUUUUGAAAUCUGCAAUGAGCUUUCUAUUCCUACCUACAUGUUGUUCACAUGCUCAACUGCUUUCCUUGCUUUCACUUUGUACCUUCCUACACUGGACCGUGAGGUGGAGUGCGAGUACGUUGACCUUCCUGAACCGGUUCAGGCCCCAGGUUGCACACCGAUACGAAUCGAGGACUUGCUAGACCAGGUCAGGAACCGGAAGAUUGAUGAAUACAAGUGGGUCUUGUUCCACUUUAAUCGAACCCCAUUGGCAACAGGGAUUUUCUUGAACUCAUGGGAGGAUUGUGAAACAGCUUUGCUUAAAGCAAUAAGAGAGCUCCCUUUCUAUAAGCAAAUAGCCACACCACCAGUUCAUCCAGUUGGGCCGCUUAUCAAAGAGGACGAGCCAUUGACUGAAUUAGGUGCCAAGUGUGUGGCUUGGCUAGACAAACAACCAUUGGAUUCGAUUCUCCUCGUUUCAUUGGGUAGUGGAGGGACUCUAACCGCGCAGCUCACUGAGUUGGCAUGGGGUUUGGAACUGAGCCAACAAAGGUUCAUAUUGGUGGCACGUAAGCCAACCGAUGGUAGUGCCUCAGGUUCAUUUUUCAACGUGGAUGGUGAUGUUAAUGAUCCAAAGGCAUAUUUGCCUGAAGGGUUUAUAGAGAGGACCAAAGGGGUGGGGCUGGUGGUGCCAUCUUGGGCUCCACAAGUAGCGGUGCUCCGCCACCCAUCAACGGGUGUGUUUUUGUCUCACUAUGGGUGGAACUCUACUCUUGAGAGCAUCAUUUAUGGUGUGCCAAUGAUAGCGUGGCCGCUUUAUGCAGAGCAGAAAAUGAAUGCGGCGAUGCUGGUGGAAGAGGUCGGUGUGGCUGUUAAGCCGAUGGUGGGAGAGGGAAAAGGUGUGGUGGAAAGGGAGGAAAUAGAGAGGAUGGUAAGGAUGGUGAUGGAAGGUGAAGAAGGGAAGGCAAUAAGGGGUAGGGCUAAAGAGCUAGAACACAGUGCAUCUCAAGGGUUGAACUUUGGUGGAUCAUCAUAUGAGUCACUUUUUUGUGUGGUCAAAGAAUGGACAACUUCAGAUCAAAUCUAAUUAAAGUUUGGG
Messenger RNA from Quercus robur (English oak), 1617 nucleotides. Its product is annotated as anthocyanidin 3-O-glucosyltransferase 5-like. The coding region runs from base 1 to 1605 and encodes 534 amino acids. The record is from RefSeq and is a predicted model, not a curated record. Gene Ontology annotation, molecular function: UDP-glycosyltransferase activity. The transcript has 2 exons. NCBI's taxonomy places the organism in Eukaryota, Viridiplantae, Streptophyta, Magnoliopsida, Fagales, Fagaceae.